This is a messenger RNA of Impatiens glandulifera, 1680 nucleotides long. RefSeq lists its product as uncharacterized. Gene Ontology annotation, molecular function: cysteine-type peptidase activity. Bases 1 to 1680 code for a protein of 559 amino acids. The record is from RefSeq and is a predicted model, not a curated record. Gene Ontology annotation, biological process: proteolysis. The transcript has 4 exons. NCBI's taxonomy places the organism in Eukaryota, Viridiplantae, Streptophyta, Magnoliopsida, Ericales, Balsaminaceae.
AUGGAGAAGAGGUUAUACAGUGAUGAUGAAAGUGAAGAUGAAGAAGUUACUCUGAUUCCCCCCAAACCUGCCACGAGGAAUAGAAAGGCUGAUGCUACUCUUAAAGAAGCAGCCAACUUGAAGAAGAAGCUUGCUUAUGAAUCGAUUCCGGCCCGCAUUCUUACUCCCCCAUCCGCGACCUCAAGUCCUCGAGCUGACACACCUUCUCCUCGGGCUGACACACCUUCUCCUCGGGCUCCAACACCUACUGAGAUGAUAGCGAUGCAGGAGACUGUGGGGGAUGAUGAGAAGGUGAAUGAUGGGACUGAUGGGAAAGACGAUGUAAUGGAGGACAAUGAGAAGGUGGAGGAAGAACAAAAAGAGGACGUUGAGAAGGUGGAGGACGCACAGAAGGUGAAGACCGAUGAGAAGGUGGAUGAUGAUGAAAAGAUGGAUGAGAAGGUCGAUGAUGAAGAGAAGGUGGAGGAUGAAAGAAAAGACAACGAUGAGAAGGUAGAUGAUGAUGAGAAGGUGGAGGAUGAACGAAAAGACAACGAUGCGAAGGUGGAGGACGUAAAGAUAGAGGUUGAGGCUAAAUUGGAGGACGGUGAGAAGCUGGAUGGUGUGGCUAGGGUGGAUGAUGUGGAGGUUGAUCUGAAACUGAAGGAUUUGAAAGUGAAGGUGAAGGAUGAGAAGACUGUGGGGGAUGUGAAGGCAAAUGAUGACAAUGAUGACAAUGACGAUUUCCAGUUAUACAAUACUCCUCCUAAAGGAAAUUAUGGGAGGAGAGUGAGGAAGCCGAAAAAAGAUGACUCGUACACCAACCCUUCCUUGUCAAAAAUGCCCAAGACAAAGGAUCCUAUGAAAGUGAAUCACCUUCAAAAAUUUGAUGAUGAGCUACUUCAUAAAGUUAAGGCGUGGUUGGAUGAUCCAAAAACCGAUAAUUCGACAACGGAUUUACAUACGGUUCAAGCAAAGAAGGAAGUGUUGGUUAGAGUUGUAACAAGGCUUACAUGGAUUGAAGACACGGAAAUGGAUGCAUUCUGCCAUCUUCUUCGGAAAAGGAUUUCCUGCUAUCCCAAGACAUAUAAAAAUACACAUGCGGCAAUUGGGGAUUGCGUAUUGUCGGAUAGAAUCAGGCGACUGCACAGGGAUUUUAUUAAGGAUCCUGCCAAAUUUCCAGUCGACGAAUUCAAAGACUAUUAUAUGGGCGCACCACAUAGAUAUAUGCCAGAAUGGUCAACAAUUGACGAUGUCUACAUGCUAGUGAACAUUAACCAGAAACACUGGAUUUUGUGUGUAGCACGUCUUCAAAAGUACCGCAUUGAAGUGUACGACUGUGAUGCCUAUCUUUAUAAGAAUCUGAAUCCUUAUUUGAAACCCUUCUGCGACAUGAUUCCAAUUAUAUUCGCCAAAACAAUCACUCCCGGUGAGAGGGUAAGGUAUCCUAAUUUCAACUUCGAAGGCCCCAUCCAACCAAUGACUUACAAACGGUUUCCACACCCCAAAGUGAAAACCGCUGCUGCUAAGGUUGGAGAAGUCCCACGGGCAACAGAGAGCGGGGACUGUGGGGUCUUCACGCUAAUGUACAUGGAACACUUGACCGCUAAUCAACCCGUGCACAAUGUGACCUCAGAAAACAUGGGGUUUUUUAGGCAGAAGAUGGCGGUCCGGUUAUUCCAUCAGAUUAUGGAACCUUAA